Molecule: messenger RNA, 417 nt
Organism: Iphiclides podalirius (scarce swallowtail)
Lineage: Eukaryota; Metazoa; Arthropoda; Insecta; Lepidoptera; Papilionidae
Source: the annotation of a GenBank genome assembly
AUGUGGCUGGCAGCAUCUCACGCUGUCAUUAGGAGCGGCGCUGGGUCCUACGACAAGGUCUCAAUUAAGUUUUAUUACUCCGUCCAGGGUUCACGCCUCGGCCGACACCAACUUGCGUCACGUAAGCCCUGGCUGUCCACGGCGAAUGAUUUAUAUGACAGUACUCCAGGGGGGGUGAAGUGGGAGGUGGAGAGCGGGGGGGGGGGAUAUGCUGCCGCUUCGCUUGUGAUUAUCACAGGCGCUACACGAGACUGCCGCAGAAUGCCUGCUGAUGUUUUAAUCUAUCACACAAGUCUUCUUCUUGCGAGCGUCCACGGUGCUAUCAUCCUGCUGAAGCGGGCGUGGUUACACGACACAACAAAUUGUCAGCCGCCCGCCACCGCCAGAGGGCGCCCCGCGCCGCUCACUGAUCGCACU